Seriola dumerili (greater amberjack) is the source of this 4007-nucleotide messenger RNA. It is a transcript of the gene matn4, whose product is annotated as matrilin 4. The transcript has 17 exons. NCBI's taxonomy places the organism in Eukaryota, Metazoa, Chordata, Actinopteri, Carangiformes, Carangidae. Gene Ontology annotation, molecular function: calcium ion binding. The coding region runs from base 343 to 2460 and encodes 705 amino acids. The record is from RefSeq and is a predicted model, not a curated record.
GGUCACGGAGCGACAGAGAGUCAGAGAUCCGCCGCCCUCAACGCAUUUUCACGUCCCCGCGCUCAUUCCUCACGGCCCGGUGAGGGUUCCUCUGAGUCUGGGAUAAACUGCUGCAAACCCCGAUCUCACCUUUACUCACUCGGGACAUUGACUGUGUGUGUGUGUGUGUGUGUGUGCUGCGGUACUUUCUGUUGCGGAGGUCUUGUUGUGCCCCGGCUGGUUUGCCCAUCUUACCCGUCCCAUCCGUUCCCGGUCCUCGGCGCGUCGUGUCCGGCCAGCAGCGUCCCCAGUUAUUCCAGCUCCAGCCGAGUCCAGCCUGUCUGCUAGAUCAGUAUCAUCAGGAUGAAGAUGAGACAGCUCAGAGCACUGAGUGGAUUCAUUCUGCUGACCCUGGCAGUCCUCGCCGCCGCCAGGCCAAAAGCAGGUCCUGAGCAGAAAUGUAAGUCUGGUCCAGUGGAUCUGGUCUUCCUCAUCGACAGCUCCCGCAGCGUUAGGCCACAUGAGUUUGAGACCAUGAGGAAGUUCAUGAUCGACAUCCUGGACACCCUGGAUAUUGGACUCAACGCCACCAGAGUGGGAGUGGUUCAGUACUCCAGCCAGGUCCGCAGCGAGUUCUCUCUGAAGACACACAGCAAGCUGGACACCAUGGUGAAAGGCAUCAAUCAGAUCAUCCCCCUCGCUCAGGGCACCAUGACCGGACUCGCCAUCAGAUACGUGAUGAAUAAUGCCUUCACUGCAGAGGGGGGAGACAGGCCAAAGGUCCCCAACGUGGUCGUGAUCGUGACAGAUGGACGCCCUCAGGACCGUGUGGCCGAGGUGGCAGCGGAGGCCAGAGAGAAAGGCAUUGAGAUCUACGCUGUGGGAGUGGCCAGGGCCGAUAUGACAUCACUGAGAGCCAUGGCGUCCCCGCCAUUUGAAGACCACGUCUUCCUGGUGGAGUCAUUCGAUCUCAUUCACCAGUUUGGACUGCAGUUCCAGGACAAGCUCUGUGGUGUGGAUCUGUGUCUGGAGUCGGAUCACGGCUGCGAGCACAUCUGUGAAAGCUCCCCCGGCUCCUACCACUGCCUCUGUCUGCCUGGAUACACUCUGAACAACGACGGGAAAACGUGUGCAGCCAUAGAUCUGUGUGCUGAGGGGAAUCACGACUGUGAACAGAUCUGCGUCAGCUCUCCCGGUUCCUUCACCUGCGACUGCAACAAAGGAUACAAACUGAACGACGACAAGAAGACCUGCUCAAUGAUCGACUACUGUUCGUUUGGGAACCACAGUUGUGAUCAUGAGUGUGUGAGUGUGCUCAGUGGCUAUCACUGCCGCUGUAACGAAGGAUACAGGCUGCUGGACGACGGCAAGACCUGCCAGGCCAUUGACCUGUGCGCUGAGGGGAAACAUGACUGUGAACAAAUCUGUGUCAGCGCACCGGGCGUCUUCACCUGCGACUGCAACGAAGGAUACACACUCAAUGAGGACAAGAAGACCUGCACACCCAUUGACCUGUGUGCCCAGGGGAAGCAUGACUGUGAACAGAUCUGUAUCAGUGCACCGGGCGUCUUCACCUGCGACUGCAACAAAGGAUUCAAACUCAACAAAGACAAGAAGACCUGCACAAACAUGGACCUGUGUAACACUGUGGAGCACGGCUGUGAGCACCAGUGUGUGAGCACUCCAGGAUCUUACUACUGUAUCUGCCCGGAGGGACAGCUGCUGCAGGACGAUGGCAAGAGCUGCGGCACCUGCAAGUCUGCCAACAUUGACCUGGUGCUUCUGAUCGACGGCUCCAAGAGCGUCCGCCCUCAAAACUUUGAGCUGGUCAAAAAGUUUGUCAACCAGGUUGUGGACUCUCUGGACGUGUCUGCUCAUGGAACCAGAGUUGGUCUGGUCCAGUACUCCAGCCGGGUCAGGACAGAGUUCCCUCUCAACAUGUACCACUCUGCUGAUGAGAUCAAAGCUGCGGUCAUGAAGGUUGAUUACAUGGAGAAAGGCACCAUGACAGGUCUGGCCAUCAAACACAUGCUGGAGAACAGUUUCUCAGAGGCAGAGGGCGCUCGUCCUUUCAGCCGCAACAUCCCCCGAAUCGGACUGGUCUUCACAGACGGUCGCUCCCAGGAUGACAUCACUGAGUUCGCCAAGAAAGCCAAAGAAGCCGGUAUCACCAUGUACGCUGUGGGUGUUGGAAAAGCUGUAGAAGAUGAGCUUCGUGAAAUCGCAUCUGAGCCUGUGGAGAAACAUUUCUACUACACCACCGACUUCACCGCCAUCAGCACCAUCGCUGAGAACCUCAAACUCAACGUCUGCCCAGAGGAGAGUCAGGGGGAGAUCGAGGUGAAGGACCCAUGUGCCUGUGAGAGUCUGGUGGAGUUCCAGCAGGCCACCAUGAGCAGCCUGGAGCAGCUCACACAGAAACUGACUGGGAUGACUGCUCGUCUGGAGCAGCUGGAAAACCAGCUUCUGUCCAGGAAGUGAUCUGGUGAUCAGAGUGAGCGAACAGCACGCCACAGAGGAAGAGUAACAGAAUGAGGAGGAGGAGGGGCACAUCCCGGAAAGAUCAUUCACAGGGGAAAUCAGAAACUCUUCUAAUCAAUGGACAAUCCAAAGUGUCUUCUCACAAAGCCUUUGUAGCCUUCACUAGAUCUGUUGAUCUUCACGUUUAUGAGGACGACAUUUAACUGAAAGCUUGUGAUAUAGAUUCAUAUUUCUGGUAUAGAUGUAAAUGACAUAAUUUGUAAACUUUGUGUCUUAAAAAAAAACAAACAAACAAAAAAACAAAAACAAAACACAACAACACUACAUCCAUUUUCACUCCUGCCACUGUGCGAGGCAGUCGUUACAAGACGAAAAACAAAUGUUUUCAUAAAACAGAUGAAUAUUAAAUCUUCAAGAUUCCCCGGGACACGUGUGUUAAACCUCUGGGGAUCUGAAAGCUACAGUAUACCGACAGUGUGUCAACAAACAAACAGAAUUAAGGAUAAAUACACAAGAUUUUAAAACGUGUUAUCAACCUGCUUGUAACACGUUAUCAAUCAUCUGUGCAGUCGGACACACAAAGAGGACUGUAGGCAUGUUGGCAUCUUUGUAAACUUGAUGUAAUCAACGUACUGUAGAUACAUGCACAGUGAAAACAUCACAGUGUUCAUUCACAGUCACACACCAUUUGUCUGUUUCUCUUAGUGCCUUGUUUAUACUUGAUCUGUUUUGUACGGUUUGUUAAAUAUGAUGUAUUUAUAGCAGAUUUUGUUUUCUUUUGUACCAACAGUAGAAUAGCAAAUAAUAAAGUUGGAGGGAGGAGAACCGGAGUUAUUAAAAUGAAGUGUUAUUACCACUCCCGAGAUUAAAUUGGUUACUGGGUCAUUUCUUGUUUUCCCAUAGAAAACUAAUUUUAAUGGCACGUCUGAUGGGCUUUGUGGUGGGGAGAACUGCUGAAGAGGAAACUGGGUUAAAGUUUGAAAAAAGGGAAGUUAGAAGUAUAAAGUAUCACUAUUCCUUAAAGCUGUGGUCUGUUGUUGAUUGAGGUGUUCAUAUUAUAAGAAUCAGUUGCAUUUUACUCCAAAAUAAAUAUGAGCUUUCUGUCGUGAAUAAAAUGUGUUCUUCACUCUGCACUUUCUACAUUUCAACCUUCACACGUCUGUCAAUUCUUUUACAUACAAACAUUUUGCAUUUGAGGCAGUUAAUUAUGACGAGCCAGCUGUGGAGUGCACUGCCUACCACCGUUAACAAGAGGGAAUUACACAUAUUCAAGUCAAUAAUUCAAAUAAUAUGAAAUCUGUCUGUGAGUCAGUUAAACUGUUUCAUCAGGCCACUGUAUGUAGAUUAAUAUGAUCACCUCAACUAUAGUAGAUGUUCUCACUCUUGCAGUUUUAUAUAAAAAUAAAAAAGACCACCACAAAGUCAUAGCCCUUUAUAUUUGAAUGCCUGUAUGUUUUUGUAUAUUUUCUAAUAGCUUUACCUUUUUGUAUUUUUCUGAUGAAUCCCUGUAUUACGGCACAGAAGGCAAUAAAAGAGUGAACUUUUCA